Molecule: messenger RNA, 2027 nt
Organism: Dermacentor silvarum
Lineage: Eukaryota; Metazoa; Arthropoda; Arachnida; Ixodida; Ixodidae
Exons: 1
Coding region: 40-1629 (529 amino acids)
Biological process (GO): retrotransposition
Cellular component (GO): ribonucleoprotein complex
Molecular function (GO): single-stranded RNA binding
Source: RefSeq, a predicted model, not a curated record
UGUGCACAGACGCAGACUGCUAAUCCAUUCACUCUUGUCAUGCAGGUGUUUCAGCGCGCACUCGUGCGCCUGUUGCUUCCAUCCUUAGUGACGGCUUCCCUGGCAGUCCCGCUGCAAUAUCGUGCCUGGUCAGAUGAACAUGACAGGAUUGCCUGUCACCCAUCCCUGAUGCGCACCUCUGGAUUUGCACCGCCCUUCAGACCCCUGGAUUUCGUCGGGAGCAGCAGAUCUGCGUUUUCGACGACACCGCUACCGAAGACGGUAGUGCUCGAUGCAGCGUGGACAAACCUGUCGCCAUCAACAUCAACUCUCCGGUCAACUAUAAGAGAGCAGUCAAUACCGGUGGCGCCUUGUGGGCUCGGCGGCUGUGCACAGACGCAGACUGCUAAUCCAUUCACUCUUGUCAUGCAGGUGUUUCAGCGCGCACUCGUGCGCCUGUUGCUUCCAUCCUUAGUGACGGCUUCCCUGGCAGUCCCGCUGCAAUAUCGUGCCUGGUCAGAUGAACAUGACAGGAUUGCCUGUCACCCAUCCCUGAUGCGCACCUCUGGAUUUGCACCGCCCUUCAGACCCCUGGAUUUCGUCGGGAGCAGCAGAUCUGCGUUUUCGACGACACCGCUACCGAAGACGGUAGUGCUCGAUGCAGCGUGGACAAACCUGUCGCCAUCAACAUCAACUCUCCGGUCAACUAUAAGAGAGCAGUCAAUACCGGUGGCGCCUUGUGGGCUCGGCGGCUGUGCACAGACGCAGACUGCUAAUCCAUUCACUCUUGUCAUGCAGGUUAGUAAAGCUUACAGUCUUUUUUCUAAGAAGUCUAGCAAUCGUUUCCUGCUUCAGCUGCCGAGCCCGCACUGCUGCCUUCUUGUCGCUCUUGAGUGUUCUGAUGUAAUUCGUGCUUUGUUGAUGAUGUCGGGUGAUGUCGAAAGCAACCCGGGCCCGGACUCCGAUGCUUUACUAGCUGAAUUGAAGAACUUGUCUGCUGGACAGUCGCAAUUAAUCAGUCAGGUUCAAGACCUGAAAACUCAUCUAGUGUCGACGGACAAAGCUAUUGCUGAUCUGGGCAGGCGCAUGACUUAUCUAGAGGGGCAUUAUCAAAAUCUUGUCUCCCUACGCUCUGACUUCGAAACCGUGAAAACGUGUACCGCUCAAGUGGCCACCGUGGUACACAGGCUUGAAACGCGUAUUGAUGACGCCGAGAACCAGUCACGACGCAAUAAUCUUAUUUUUUAUGGCCUCCCUGAAUCAACUGGAUCAGAGACGUUUGCCCAGACCGAGCAACUUAUCAUCAAGCACUGCCAGGAUCAUUUGAAUAUUUGUAUCGAGCCGAAAGAAAUUGAGCGCGCACAUCGUCUCGGUCAUCGCACAGAUACUAACCGCCACCGUCCUAUCAUAGCGAAAUUCACCUUCCAUAAAACAAAAGAAUUGGUUCUUUCUAACGGCCGCAAGUUCAAAGGAACCAGCUUCAGCGUUGGAGAGGAUUUCUCUCGUUCCGUACAAAACGCUCGCCGGCAUCUCGUUACUUUCGCUAAAAGCAAAUCAUUACCUUUCUCUCUGCGAUUCAAAACACUGCAUAUGGGCCAUAAGCGCUACGUCUACGACGAGCAAACACAAUCUGUCAAAGAAAUAAUAUAGCAAUUUCCCCGUCGUAAAAAUGUCCGUUGCACUGUUAAGCCCCAAUCUAACAUAUCAUUGUCUGUAAUCUUUACGAACGCACGCAGUUUCCUUCCAAAACGUGACGCUUUUUCCAACCUUGUUUUAUCAUCCAACAGUAAUAUAAUGGUGAUAACCGAAACGUGGCUAACAGAAGAUAUAACAGAUACAGAAGUACUAGCCGACCUACCGGAAUUUCAUGUCUAUCGAAAGGAUCGCAAAGGCAUGCGGGGGGGCGGUGUACUGAUUGCUGUGCACCAGCAGUUAUCGUGCUCCGUAGCCAAAAACAUCACUUCUGAUCUUGAAGUAUUGUGGCUAAUUAUUCACGCUUCCCCCCAUACAAUCAUUCUAGGUGUUUGCUACAGGCCUCCAAAUAAUAU